AUGAGGCUGGGCUGGACGCGAGGUCUAGUUUUGGUCCUGACUGUUGCAGUAAUGCUUCUGUAUGUAGCCUCAGUUAGGAAGGAGAUCUGGACCCAUGAAGAACAUCUCUAUCAAGCCCAACAGGAGCUUUCUGUCCUCAGACAGGACAUCCUGCACAGGCUGGAGGGAAUGGAGACUCAAAUACAGGCAAUUGUUCAGUCUUCCCACAUUGACCAGAGGGAUGCACGUGCAGUUACACAAAGUCCAACACUGAAAAGGGACAGGAGGGCAGCUCAGAACCUGUUCCCAAACUCUGAACUAUUUAAGAAAUGGCAUCCUGAUCUGUCUGAGGAAGAGCAGCGAGAAGCAGAAGAGCUUUUCCAGAGAUAUGGAUAUAACGUCUUUCUCAGUGAUAAGAUCCCCCUAGACAGAGAACUGCCUGAGACACGAGACCACAGGUGUUUAACCAAGGAAUAUCCUUCAUACCUCCCAACCAUCAGUGUAAUUUUGAUAUAUCUGGAUGAGGCUCUGUCUGUGAUUAAAAGAGCCAUUUGCAGCGUGAUCAACAGAACUCCUGCCCAUUUGCUCAAGGAGAUCAUUUUAGUGGAUGACCAAAGCACCAACGAGGAUUUAAAAGGAAAGCUGAAUGCCUUCAUCGAUUUCAUCCACAAAACUCGUCCAGGCCUGGUGAAGAAGGUGAGGCAUGCAGAGCGGAUGGGCCUGACUCAAGCACGCCUCUCUGGUUGGGAGGCAGCCACAGGGGAUGUGGUCGCUAUCUUGGAUGCCCAUAUUGAGGUCCAUGUUCAGUGGGCUGAGCCUCUACUUGCUCGUAUCCAAGCUGACCGCAGGCUGGUGCUGAGCCCAGUCUUUGAUAGGGUGAAUUUCUACAACAUGGAAGUGACUCCAUAUUCAGCUGCAGCUCAAGGUUUUGACUGGGCUUUGUGGUGUCGGUAUGAUUUCUUCAAACAGGAAUGGUAUCAUCGCAAUGACCAAUCGCUACCUGCCAAGAGUCCCUCUGUGAUGGGUAUUCUUGUGGUAGAUCGCCUUUUCUUUGGAGAGAUUGGAACACUUGAUGGAGGAAUGAAAACAUAUGGUGGGGAGAAUGUAGAGCUAGGCAUCAGGGUGUGGCUGUGUGGAGGUAGUGUUGAGAUUAUUCCAUGUUCUAAAGUGGCGCACAUUGAGAGAGCACACAAACCGUAUGCACAGAAUCUUGGUGAGUUAAUGAAGAGGAAUGCUCUCAGGGUGGGGGAAGUCUGGCUGGAUGAAUACAAGAUAAAUGUCAACGCAGCCUGGAACCUUCCACCAACGGACCAUGGCAUAGACAUUGGAGAUGUGUCAGAGAGAAAGAGACUGAGGGAAAGGCUGCAGUGCAAGCCCUUUAAGUGGUAUUUGGAUAAUGUCUAUCCUCAGCUAGAUCCACUGGAUGACCUGCUUGGUUAUGGCAUGUUGAUCAACAGUCUGAAGACAGAUGUAUGUGUUGAUCAAGGACUCCUUUCAGGCAACACUCCCAUCUUAUACGCAUGUCAUCACCAGUUUUCACAGGCCUGUGGCUAUAGAAAACGUGGAGACAUUUAUAUUGGACAGAGCAAUUUUCAGGAACGACGCUGUUUGGCUGACCCUGGUUCAGGGAGACUACCUGUACUGCACAAAUGUUCAAAGCAGCAAAUCUACAAGUACUGGGACUUCAAACAGGGGCAAGCUGUAAAAAAUAGAGACACAGGCCGGUGUCUUGAAAUUGCUAUUGGACCAGAUGGAUACUAUCAACUGUACAUUCAGGACUGCAGUGGACAGAGGUGGACAAUACAGCAUGUGAUCAAAGACCGAGGCUUCGGUUGAGUGUUUUGUUCCAUAAGUCCAAUU
Messenger RNA from Colossoma macropomum (tambaqui), 1839 nucleotides. Its product is annotated as probable polypeptide N-acetylgalactosaminyltransferase 8. Gene Ontology annotation, cellular component: Golgi apparatus. The transcript is spliced from 11 exons. NCBI's taxonomy places the organism in Eukaryota, Metazoa, Chordata, Actinopteri, Characiformes, Serrasalmidae. The record is from RefSeq and is a predicted model, not a curated record. The coding region runs from base 1 to 1815 and encodes 604 amino acids.